UGUCGCCUGGACUUCUCGCUCUUCCUCUUCCUCCCUAACAAUCUUUGUGUCUUUCUUGCUUGACUCUUCAACACAUUGUUCUAGCUGAUCUCGUUCCACACCCCAGAAAUCCUAUCACGCAUUCUCGUCCGUGAAACCAACGCAUUCUCGUGCUCAGAUCCUACGGGCUUCAGCCCCAACCCCUGGCAAUUCUGACUUUUAGCUCCCACUAAGCAACCCCAAUGCCACCUUCGUCCGACGGUCGCCUCUCAAUCCAAAUGGAAGCACUUGGCCGUACAGCAAAGAUCCCCGUCGCCAGGGAGUGGCGGAAGAUGGCUCUUCAAGAUGGGGUGGGGGAUCAUAAGCUGCUGAGAGCCUUGGAUAUGGCAAGGAUCUCCGCUGCGGCCGAGGAGAUCUUCACAACUCGCAUUCUGCGUAUUCCACUUUGCAUUUCACCUGCCAUACUGCCAAAUCGGACAGAAUCCCGAGAAUCUGGCAACAGCUUAUUUUCUGCUGAACUCUUUGGUCCGAGCUACCAAGAGACGAACCCCCAACGUCACCGCCUCAGCGGGUCAGUUGAUGCAAGACAGCGUGACUUUGAAUCUCCAACACCCGAUAAACACCCAUUGGUUGCAUUCACUUGGGGUAGGUACAUCGCAUGUCUAGCCCAAGAACAGGCGGGGGGAACGCUUGGAUUGAACUUCGCAAUGGCCAAAGAUCCGAAACAUUCCUGCGAAUGCUGGGAUAGAGAUCCUUCGAAACCCAAACAUCUCCUGUCCAACAAGACCUUGUAUUCAAGGGUCGAUUGUCCGAGUCUUCGCAGAAGCGCUCUCCCUCAUCGAAAAGACAGAGAGAAACGCAAUCUGAGAAUGAGGUUUCUCCGAUUGCACUUCAUGGUGCGCCAUCGAGCACGCAGUCGCAACGCGGAACCAUGGCAUCCCAGAAUCCCUUCUACAUGAACCCUCCUCAACCCCAAGGUCACACUCACACCGAAACUUGGGAACCACCUUACAGUUUCUGUCUCCAAGGAGCGACGUGUCAGCCCUUGGAGAGCACCUUAACUCCACACCACUAUCAAGCCCAGCAAGCACAUUAUUUACAGCGGGCCCUUGAGGCCCAAAGCCCGACUACGCAUACCACACAAUCAACACCUUCUCUGUCCUUCGAUUCGUCACCCGAUCAAUAUUCCGACAUGGAGGGCUCGGGGUUGGAUUACGACAUCCUGAACAAUCUCAGCUACCUGGAUAACUUUGAGUAUGGCAGCCUCCUCGAUGGCCUCGGAUGCGACAGCUUCAGCGACCCCAUCCUGUUCACGUCGGACGAAAGUUUUAUCCAGCCACCCUUCACGGAUGCCGCUCUAUUCCCACCUCUUGACCCGUCACCGCCGGCCAGCCUUGCACCUUUACCCAUACAUAAACAUCGCUGCCAGUUCGAGGGCUGUGCAGAAUCAUUCGCACGCCCAUGUGAACUUAGACGGCAUGAGUAUAAGCACACGAAGCCAUUUAAAUGUCCGCAAUGCAGCCGCCCUUUCGCCGAGAAGCGACGCUGCAUUCAACACGUCCAGGCGGUGCAUGGCCUCGCGACGGACGAGGACAAGGUCAAGUGUCAUUUGUGUCGGUACAGCGCCGUCCGGCCGGACGCGGUGAAGAGGCAUCUGAGGCUGAAGCAUGGGGUCGGCGAGAAGUCGGAGGGUUCGCCCUGUACCUCAGGAUCGGAGGAUCAAUCUGAUGGAGAGACAGGACCGGGAAAGAGGAGGAAGGUGAACGAGCUCUGAACGAAGGCGGCGUGAGAUGGCAGAGCAGGCGUUCUUGGAUCUCGUCUUUGAUUUGAAAAAGCGCGAUAUGGUUUCAGGGCUGCGACUUGCGACGGGCUUUGUGUAUUUUAGACACGAGUAACCAGCAUCUUGAAUUUUAACUGCUUUAUACCCUCUACGCAUCCAAACUGAAGAGUCUUAGAGACGGCCACUGAAUUGAGACACCCCAGCACGAGACUGGUUGUGAGGAGCUAUGCAGGAGGCACUCAUCUUUCUUUCACUUGCA
Cladophialophora immunda is the source of this 2018-nucleotide messenger RNA. RefSeq lists its product as uncharacterized. The record is from RefSeq and is a predicted model, not a curated record. Lineage: Eukaryota; Fungi; Ascomycota; Eurotiomycetes; Chaetothyriales; Herpotrichiellaceae. The coding region runs from base 911 to 1753 and encodes 280 amino acids. The transcript has 3 exons.